CCUCUCACGCUCUUAUCAGAGAGAUUAUUAGAGCUAAUAUAAGCACGGCAAACCUUUCUCACUCUCAUACACUGAGCAUAUCUGUACAAGAGUGAAAACGUUGAAAUUAUAAAUCUGACUUUAAAGAUGAGAGCGUCAGGAUAUCGACUCUUCGCUUUCGGCAUGCUGGUCUGUCUAAUCUGUGCCAUCCAGGUACAGGCAGCUCCAGUAGCAGAUGACUGGGCAUCUGGGCUCAUCCAUCGUGCCAAGCGUUCAUUACUUUGGAGAUGGAACACGCUGAAGCCUGUUGGUGCUGGAUGCAGAGACAAUUAUGAAUGUGGCACCAAUUACUGCAGGAGACACAUCUGCACUUUCCAGCCCAAAUCCACAUCAUCCUAACAAUGACGACCUACACUACUGCUGCUUACAAAGAGGAAAUGCAUGCUGGGAAAUACACACGAAUGAAUUUUGAACAGCAUCGACUCUAUUUAGAGAUAAAGCUUCAACGCUGAACCUAAUUCCAGAAACUGUUAUUUUGAACCUAUGGAAAUACUUUUAAAUUGUUUUAGCAUGUAUAGAAAAAUACACUCGAUACUAAAAAAACUUAAAGCCUAUAUGGUUUAUUAACAAGUUAUUUAUUUGUCAAUACUAGCAAUACUAGUCACAUGAUGUAAAUACAGUUUGUUAAUAUGUUUGAAAUGUUGAUAUUGUUACAUACAGAGUGCAAUAUGUACUGUUUGUGUUUUUUUUAGGAUAAAAUACAUUAUGCAAUAAAUGAAUCAAAAACAAAAAAAGGACAGUAGAACAAACACAUUGUGGGCUGAAUGAAGUAUUUUGCAUUAUAAUCAGAAAAAAAAAAAAAUCUACGUAAUCUGUGGUAAUCUGUGAACACACACACACCAAAAAAUGAAUGAGGUUAUUAAUAAAGUAAAAC
Trichomycterus rosablanca is the source of this 913-nucleotide messenger RNA. Its product is annotated as liver-expressed antimicrobial peptide 2. Bases 127 to 378 code for a protein of 83 amino acids. The record is from RefSeq and is a predicted model, not a curated record. NCBI's taxonomy places the organism in Eukaryota, Metazoa, Chordata, Actinopteri, Siluriformes, Trichomycteridae. The transcript is spliced from 3 exons. Gene Ontology annotation, biological process: antimicrobial humoral immune response mediated by antimicrobial peptide; defense response to bacterium.